UACAUGCAAGGUAUGUAUACAAACAAAGGCAUAAUAAUGGUUGCCCUCGCCUUCAGGCGCGAGUGGAUAGAUAUUAUAAAUAAUCAAACGGGGCAAGGCCAGCCCGACAUAUGUAUUGCUCCUACUAGUCCCUUGCUCUCGCCCUCUCCUCAGCUCUCUCUCUCUCUCUCUCUCUCUUUCUUUCUUUCUUUCCCGCACUCGAUAACCGUUCGCAGUAUUGUUAUUUAUACACAACAGCGUAUUUCUCUCUCUCCUGCUGGUCAGCCUAACCCGUUCCCCGACUCAGCGUGCACUUCGCGCGAGUCACCGGCCACCGCCACACGCUCGCUACAGUACACAACCCAUCAUCCUGAAACCCACCAUAGUCUUCCUGAAACAUUGCACCAAAGACGCUCAUUACGUCCAAACCAACGGCGCAUCCUCUGCCCAGGAGCCCUCGAAACAUCUUCACCAGGAAAAGCAACCAUAACUGCCCUAUCUGCCUCUGCGUCGAACCAGCUCAACCGCUGUGCAAAAUCUCCGACCCCAUCCUCGUCGCGCAGGGUCUCCUCGCCAGCGAUUCCAGUAACAAGAGAGAACAAAGCGGACUCGAGAGCACUGCACCCUGCUGCGCCCCCGCGCCCCCUGCGUACUCUCUGUACCCUUUUGAUCCCAUCACCCUGCGGGCAUCCCCUGGCGAAAAUAAUAACCCCGUCGCCGUCCUGCUGGUUUCCGACUGAAAAAGAUACAAACUCCACCUUGGCCCAACCGUGCUUCCCUUUGCCCCCUCCCCAACAGCUAUAGUAAUUCCUAAUCGGUAUGUAUAUGUUGUUGUUGUUGUAUUCCCUAAGCAACAGGUCCCCUACUUUCUUUCCGCUCGCAUCUCUUCGCAUACUCGUCGUCCUCGGGUAUUGACAGCUUCUUCACAUCCUCUAUUGCGGUUCAACUUCAAUCAAACGUCUGCAUCGCCAGUUUUC
Molecule: messenger RNA, 956 nt
Organism: Periconia digitata
Lineage: Eukaryota; Fungi; Ascomycota; Dothideomycetes; Pleosporales; Periconiaceae
Source: the annotation of a GenBank genome assembly